AUGCUAGACCAGAACGGCAACAAGCGUAGCCCAAGCCCUGCACUUGAGAAGGUACUAGCACAGUACUUCCCCCACAUCAUCGAUGACUAUACUGAUCUCCAAUCUCAGGCCAAUGGUAGUAGGAGCCGUGUAUGGGACGCCUCAGGACGAGGCUUUCCGGUUUCGUGUGUCCUUAAUCAGCCCACGGACUACGGUCCCCCAACCAUCCCAGAACUCGAUACGACCUACUUCAGGUUCCUAGGUGUUGAAACAAACACCGACGUUUCCCUAUUACGAGACUUGACAUCCGAGGACUCAGACGACAGUGAGUAUGGCCACGAGCAGGAAUGUUCUCCUCAGGGUGGAGCCUGUGAAGCUGGCAGCCACAACCCUGGUCAAGAGGGACAAUAUGACUCUGCUAGGCCAUCUCUCGCCACAGCUAAUGUUGCCCUGAACGCUCUGCAGCUGCACUCCCAUGACCAGGCACAGUUUGGGAUAUCUUUGUAUCUUCAUAUUCCACUAAAUGUGACCAUUAACAUAGAACUAGAUGCUGGUCGACAAGUAAAGAAGAGUCAGGCUAGCGACCACGCACAUGUAUCCAGCUCUGUCCAUAAUGAUGGGUGCGUGUACCGUGAUUCUGCCCAGAUUAGCCUACGUCCAGGCCUUAUUGUUGGCCCUGAAUUCAGUAGACCAGGUACUAUUGGCCCUGACAGCCAGGUGCCGAGGCGUCAGAGCGAUCUGGAUCAGCCCUUUGUACUCGGGCCCAACGCGGCCAUGCUUGAAGAACACAGUGAUGAGUCGACUGCUGCCCACACCGCUUACUACGGACACAACAUCCCGACCCUAGAGGCUCGCUGCCCAGAUGGCAGAUUCCGUUGCCGGGUCUGCGUUUAUACUAGCGGACGUCUUCAAGCCCUUCAGCGCCAUAUCGGUACCCGUACAGACAACGUCAGGUUCAGCUGCCCCCAUUGCGGGAAACGCUUCGUCCGCCAGGACCUUAUGCGUAUCCAUUCCAGAAAAUGCAGCUCUAACGACACACGCAUGGGGCCUCCCGACAAUGCCCCUGGCCCGCGUCGUGGUCCCCGUGGGUCUGACGGCGACUCUGGUACUGGCGCCUCUAUGAGUAAGACUGCUAAGGCUAAGGCUGCGAGACGGAGGCUUGAACGCAGUGGUGGGAAGCUUGGGGCAAAAAAGGGCUGCGAAGGCCUAAUAAGUCCAGAUUUGAGGGAUCAGUAA
Morchella importuna is the source of this 1215-nucleotide messenger RNA. RefSeq lists its product as uncharacterized. The coding region runs from base 1 to 1215 and encodes 404 amino acids. The transcript has 6 exons. Lineage: Eukaryota; Fungi; Ascomycota; Pezizomycetes; Pezizales; Morchellaceae. The record is from RefSeq and is a predicted model, not a curated record.